AUGACUACCUCCAAAACCAGAGCGGUCGUUCUAUUCAUAAUAACUCUAGUUGCGUCUUGCAACGCGGCCGAUACCGCCAAAUCGCAACCGCUAGCACCGGCGAUCCUAAUCUUCGGAGACUCAACCGCGGACACGGGAAACAAUAAUUACCACCCAAAUGCCAACUUCAAGGCAAAUCGUAUCCCUUACGGAGUCGAUCUCCAAGGGAAAGCAGCGAGUGGGAGAUUCUCAAAUGGAAAGCUCUACUGCGAAAUUAUCGCCUCCAGGCUUCACAUCAAAGAGUUAGUUCCUCCUUUUCUCCAACCAAACCUCUCUGACGCAGAAAUCGUCACCGGGGUUAGCUUUGCAUCCGCUGGUUCAGGCUAUGACGACCGAACUAUGCUCACCACAAAGGCCAUCCCGGUCUCAUACCAACCUACCAUGUUCAAGAAUUACAUUUCUCGUCUCAAAGGUAUCGUGGGAGAGAAGAAAGCGAUGGAGAUCAUAAAUGGUGCGAUCGUGAUCGUUAGUGCAGGUACUAACGAUUUCACCUUGAACUAUUAUGAUCUUCCCACAAGGCGUCUCGACUAUCCUAAGAUCUCUGAUUACCAGAAUUUCCUUCUCAAGAGAUUAGAGAACUUCGUCAAGGAGAUUUACAAUUUAGGGUGCAGAAAAAUGUCGGUGGGUGGGUUGUCACCGGUGGGUUGCUUGCCGGUCCAAAUGACCACAAAACUCCGCAGUGGAAAAUUCAGAAAAUGCGUAGAAAGAGAGAACAGAGACGCACUCUUGUACAAUGAAAAGCUUCAAAAGCUACUGCCUGCUAUUGAAGCGUCUCUCCCAGGAAGCAAGAUCGUAUACUCAAAUAUCUAUGAUCCCACGAUGGACAUGAUCAAGAACCCUACUAAAUACGGUAUGUUUACUUUGCUUCUUCCUCAAGCCAUCUCCAUAGUGUCUUGACUUCUUGGACAUUUAUUCACGUAUAGGGUUUAAGGAAACGAAGAAAGGGUGUUGCGGAACAGGGUACAUUGAGACGGGUGACUUGUGCGAUUCACGUUCUAAGUUAUGUUCGAAUCGCUCGGAGUAUAUGUUCUUUGACUCUAUUCACCCUUCCUUCGCCACCUACAAUCACCUCUUUGCUGCUACCUACCCUACCAUAUCCAAGCUUCUUGACUAAUGCCUAAAACUCUUAACAUAUAUAUUGGUUAUG
Molecule: messenger RNA, 1186 nt
Organism: Eutrema salsugineum
Lineage: Eukaryota; Viridiplantae; Streptophyta; Magnoliopsida; Brassicales; Brassicaceae
Product: GDSL esterase/lipase At2g30310
Exons: 2
Coding region: 1-936 (311 amino acids)
Molecular function (GO): hydrolase activity, acting on ester bonds
Source: RefSeq, a predicted model, not a curated record